UUGUGCCAGGAACGGAGCUCAGAUCAGCGGCCUCACGGACAUCAGACACAAAUGCACACAGUGGCUGGAAAGGAAUGGACCAAAUUACUCGUUUUAUUCUGGACUGUUGUCAUGGCUGCUGAACGGCUGGCAAAUAUUCCCCAGGUGGACAUCACUCCGGACGGCGUUUUUAAAUACGUCCUUAUACGAGUACGCAGCUCUGAAAAAGGGGAUGACUCGAGUAUCGAUAUUGUACGAGGUUAUGCAUGGGCAAACUAUCACGCUGAUAUCUACGAACGGGUAGCCACUGAACUCGAGAAGGGAGGCGGAGUUGACUGCGAGUGUUUGGGUGGGGGAAGAAUUAAGCACGACAGCCAAGCCAAGAAGCUUCAUGUCUAUGGCUACUCCAUGGGAUUUGGCCGGGCCAAUCACUCUAUUACCACAGAGAAGCUGAAGAUUCGGUAUCCUAGUUACGAGGUGACCUGGGCUGACGAGGGGUACUGACCAUGGUCUGGCAGCAGUGGCUCAGAAAUGCACUGGAGCAGAGCCGGCCUGGACACACCUGGCUGGAUUUGCUGAACGGGUUGCUGUGGAAGAAUAACACUGGGCUUGUGAUGGAGGAGUGUUGAGUUUUUUAAGUUUCUAUGUAUUGUAGUGAGCAUUAAUCACCACCAAGUACUUGGCAAAGAUUUGAACUAAGUUGGGCUUGAACCACUGCCAUAUUUUUUAACUGGAAUGUUUCCUGAAUUGUGAGAAUAGAGGCUGUCAUUCCAGCUGGAAUAGUGGAAUGUGAGGCUUAAUCUUAUGUUACAUUUGGCCCUGUUGGUUUGUUGCCGCCAACAGACUUUUUAUUUAUAUUUAUGUUUGUGUAAAUAUAGGCCUACCUAAUAUUUGAAUGUUUUAGUUAAGUGCUUUUUUUGUAGCUGUAACAGUGAAAAGAAAUAUUUAAAAAGUAUGCGCAUAAAUGAUUUUGGAUCAAUUGCAAGCUUACAGAUGCAUAAUACAUUUCCAUUUUCAUAAUCUGUAAGGAUGCAAAAUGAAUCCGCAAAUGGAAAGUGGAAAGGAUGAAAAUAAAUAUGUGUUCCAUGGUGAUUCACAAAUCUUAGGGUUUGAUUCGCUCUGGGUUUUAUUUUCAGUGGCUGACUGCAUGGAAAAUGCAACAAAUAAUAAUAAUGAUCGAUGACGCUCUGUAUAACUAUAAAUAGUUAUUAAUUACUCAAAGUAACUUCCGCAUGUGUGUUUUAUCUGAAUAAAAAGGAUUUAUUGCAUACUUAAUGGAUUCAGUGCGGCCCCUGUAAAAAGUUUAAUUAAAAUAAAAUGAAGUCCGCAAUAAAUGUCGAUCAUCCUUAUUUGUCAUUACAAUUUCAUCACAAUUGGCAUGGGAGGAAGUGCUAACAUACGGAGAUUAAAAACAACUUCUGUCAUUCUAGCAGCCUCAUCACCUGUAAAGUUCUGAUGUGUUAAGAAGAGCCUGAUUCAUAUACUUGCUUAGGUUGUUUUGCAUCUUAGCACCAUUUUUUACACUUUGACUGAUAAGUGGGAUUGAGACCUAUGCUUGUCUUGUACACUGUUAUUGGAUGUUUGUGCAUGCUUGUGUGCAUACAUAUUUGUCUGUCCCUGGUUUACAUUCAGGAGGGUUAUUACUUCCUGACACCUCAGGAUAACAUAUUUAAUCUCUGACCUACACUUAUGAGGGUUUCAAAAUGGGGCUGCUGCCAUAAACAGACACACACACACACAUACAGACACGCACACAUACACACAGUGAGUUAUGGAUGAUUCUUGAUAGUUAUUAUUUGCCCAUGUGAUUAUACUCUGAAAUGAACACCCAGAGUUAGUCAAACCUUUGUCAAACCUUCAACAUGUCAUAAAAAAAGAUACAUAUUUUUUUCUUUCAUAUUUCACAGUUUGCUUCUACAGUUUAAUUUCAUGUGCACACACACUUGUCAUAAAUGCAGUCUGAUAUGCCUCAAAUGUGUGCAUGUCAGCACUUCUGGCCCUGAGCAGGACAUUUCAACAUCCAAUUGAUAUCAAACUCGUAUCUAAGCUAUGUUUCAAUUGCUGUACAUCACACACAUUGUAGGUCUGAAGGUUAGUGUCCAAAUGGCCCUUGUUGGAUGCCACAUCUCAAUGCAUGCAGCUUCUUUUAACCCUCCUGCUAUGUUUGGGGUCAAUGCGACCCCAUUCAGUGUUUGACAUCUCUUAAAAAUCAGUUCCCCCUUUUUUAAUCUUGAUACUGUAUGGUUUUUUUUUUAUUUUCUAUUUUGGUGGGAUUAAAUAGUAAACAUGCAAUAAACAUAAUUCUUUGUUUUCAGAAGUCCUGUACCAACUUUGCAUGUGUUGUGUGGGCUUAUUUUGACCCUCUUUAACUGUAUAAAAUGUAAGAAAAUGUACACUUAAAUUAACUGAAACUAAAAUUUAAAACCAUUUC
Molecule: messenger RNA, 2410 nt
Organism: Conger conger (European conger)
Lineage: Eukaryota; Metazoa; Chordata; Actinopteri; Anguilliformes; Congridae
Product: 14 kDa phosphohistidine phosphatase-like
Exons: 3
Coding region: 52-483 (143 amino acids)
Biological process (GO): peptidyl-histidine dephosphorylation
Cellular component (GO): cytosol
Molecular function (GO): protein histidine phosphatase activity
Source: RefSeq, a predicted model, not a curated record